AGGUAUGGGACCAAAACAGUGAAGGUAAAUGGAUUUUAAGCUAAAGUUGGAAGGCUCACAGUGGUUCAGUAUGGAAAGUAACAUGGGCACAUCCAGAAGUUGGCCAAGUAUUAGCAACAUGUUCUUUUGACAGAACUGCUGCUAUAUGGGAGCAGAUUGGGAAUAUAGAAAUGAAGAAACCUUACAAACGAGACUUACGAAGUUAGAUGUACAAACGGUAGCACAAUUCGACGACCACAGCAGUCUUGUAUGGAGAGUUUGCUGGAACCUCACGGGGACAGUAUUGUCAUGAAGUGGAGAUGACGGCUUGGACAGAUUAUUCAAAAUCUGUUAUUUUUUUACCAUACGACGUGUGCAUUCUUUAUCUGGCGCUGCGAACAGGAUCGUUAUACGCCUUCGUGGAAAACAUCUGGAAGUUUGUGCGAGCCCAGCCAACCAUCAGUAAAAUCUUCGAGAUUCAUCAGAGCUCUACCAGUCCAAUGCCUACCAAUUCGAGCGCUACUGAUGAACCCUCUGCUCAAAGCACCUCCGGUAAUCAAACUGCCGCUAGGAAAUUCAAGAUUAAUCGAAAAUCAAUUAAAAAGUUAUUUUCUUCUGUAAAGGUUUGCAAGGCACUUUUGAGCACAAUACUAUCAAUAUCCAAGAAAGCAUACCCAUUAAGAAAUAUUUGCUUUUUACUCCUUUUUUUUCGAUACAGCUCUGUUAUUUUUCCUAUAAAGAUUAGAAUUAUAUCGAGGUACAGACACAUUUUGUUCAAUACUUGUAACCACUCUGCCCAGUGGCGGUAUUAA
Acanthoscelides obtectus is the source of this 791-nucleotide messenger RNA. Lineage: Eukaryota; Metazoa; Arthropoda; Insecta; Coleoptera; Chrysomelidae. The record is from the annotation of a GenBank genome assembly.